Molecule: messenger RNA, 1278 nt
Organism: Triticum urartu
Lineage: Eukaryota; Viridiplantae; Streptophyta; Magnoliopsida; Poales; Poaceae
Product: oxidoreductase, zinc-binding dehydrogenase family protein
Molecular function (GO): NADPH binding; oxidoreductase activity, acting on NAD(P)H
Source: RefSeq, a predicted model, not a curated record
AGCCGUGGAGCAGUGGCCUGCAGACGCGGAGCUCCCGAGAGCCGGAAGCCGGAAGCAAGUGAGCUGAGCCUGAGCGCAGGCCGAGGCAGACGGACGCGACGAUGAGGGUGGUGGCGAUCGCGAGCCCCGGCGGGCCGGAGGCGCUGCAGGUGCGCGAGGUGGACGACCUCCCGGCGCCGGGGGAGGGCGAGGUGCUCGUCGCGGUGGCCGCCGCCGGCGUCAACCGCGCCGAUACGGUCCAGCGGCAGGGCCGGUACCCGCCGCCGCCGGGCGCCUCCCCCUACCCGGGGCUCGAGUGCUCCGGCACCAUCCUCGCGCUCGGGGCCAACGUCCCCCUGCGCUGGGCCGUCGGCGACCAGGUGUGCGCUCUGCUUACCGGCGGCGGGUACGCGGAGAAGGUGGUGGUGCCGGCGGGGCAGCUGCUCCCGGUGCCGGAGGGGGUGUCGCUGGCCGACGCCGCCGGCUUGCCCGAGGUGGCCUGCACCGUCUGGUCCACCGUCUUCAUGACCAGCCAUCUCUCCCCCGGCGAAUCCUUCCUUAUCCAUGGUGGAUCGAGUGGAAUCGGUACAUUCGCUAUACAGAUUGCGAAGCACCUUGGUGUUAAGGUUUUUGUUACUGCAGGAAGCGAAGAAAAACUAGCUGCCUGCAAAGAUUUGGGAGCUGAUGUAUGUAUAAACUACAAAGCCGAAGAUUUUGUAGCACGCAUAAAAGAAGAAACCGAUGGAAAGGGUGUUGAUGUCAUUCUGGACAAUAUCGGUGCAUCUUAUCUCCAGCGCAAUCUGAACAGCUUAGCUGUUGAUGGUAGACUUUUCAUCAUCGGUUUCAUGGGAGGUGUUACAACUGAAGUGAACCUGCAGGCUAUGCUUGCCCGAAGAUUGACCAUACAAGCUGCUGGACUGCGGAACAGAAGCCUCGCUAACAAAGCCCAGAUCGUGAGCGAGGUGGAGAAGAAUGUGUGGCCUGCCGUCGUGUCGGGCAAGGUGAAGCCGGUGAUUUACAAGACAUUCCCGCUAUCUGAAGCAGCUGAAUCUCACAAGCUGAUGGAGACGAGCUCCCACAUUGGCAAGAUACUGUUGAUUCCAUGAUUGGGUAUGGUGUGUUAUGGUGUGAACUAUCUGAAGCCGCUGUGAGCACUGUUUCCUGCAGUAAACUAUGCAAGGAAAUGUCCUUUUAUAUUGUAAGAUAAACUGGAUCUCGAAGUGCUGAUGAAAUUUGAUAUGUAUCUUGACGACAACCAGUUACAAUAAAAUGUUGGAAGUUGGAAGUCUUGUUCAUUCA